Messenger RNA from Durio zibethinus, 2730 nucleotides. RefSeq names its product transcription factor GTE3, chloroplastic-like. Gene Ontology annotation, molecular function: protein binding. NCBI's taxonomy places the organism in Eukaryota, Viridiplantae, Streptophyta, Magnoliopsida, Malvales, Malvaceae. The record is from RefSeq and is a predicted model, not a curated record.
AUUAUCAUUUCCUUUUCUUUAAAAGCCUCUCUUUUCUUUUUCAUUUUCUUUCUUUUACUAACUUGUUUGAUAGUUCUAAAGUUUCUUUACCUCUCUCCAAACAAAAGUCUAUUUCCCUUUUCUCUCUCUCUCUCUCUCAAAAAGCGUCACCUUUCCCUACAAUCCCAACAUAAACCCUAAAACCCCCCAUUUUUAAGCCUUUAGCCUAUCUGGGUAUUUCUCGAAAUUAGGGUUUUCCCCUUUGUUUUCUUUAAAAAUUUGAUUUUUUUGGGUUCUUUCUCUCUCUCUCUUUCUGUUUUUUUUUUUUUACAUGAAUGGAUACGGGGGAAAUUGAAGGUGAAGAAUCAAAGGACAACAGAGUUUAUACUAGAAAAAACCACAAUAAACCCAAAAAUCUCACCUUUGUGCCUCAACAAUCUUCUCAGCAAACUCAAGCCACUACCACUACAACUGAUGAUAACAACUCCUAUCAGCAUCUGCCAGUACAAAUCCUCGAUGUCGUGGCGUCAGACGAUUCGUCGAGCCAUAAUCGGUUGCAGCAGGGUGCGCAGAAUGCCACCAACGGGCUUGAAAACGCUGGGUAUGGUAAAUAUGAUAACCUUUUUAAGAUUAGCUUGAAUGUUUUGUCUAAAAGUAAGGUUAGAGUUCUGAAGAGGAAGUUAGCUAUUGAGCUUGAGCAAGUUAGGGGUUUGCUUAAGAAAUUUGAGGCUAGCGAAAGUAGGUUUAGUGGGGGCUAUGCGAAUUCGCAGGUUUCAGGGAAUGAGAAUGUUGAUAGAGGUGGUGGAAGUUUAGUUAGAGUGAAUUCUGAUGUUGGUUCUGUAGGAUUGCCUAGUUCAAGGCCUUUUCAUGGAUUAUCUGUGUCAGUGACAGAGCAUGAUUAUAGUAACCAUGGUGGUGGUGGGAGUGAGUUUGUGGAGAAAGAGAAGAGAACCCCAAAGGCAAAUCAGUAUUAUAAGAAUUCGAAGUUUGCUGUAGGGAAGGAGAAGUUAAAACCUAUGGAGAGUAAUAAGAAGAUUAAAAAGAAUGUUGGGAAGAGUAAUGGUGGUCAAAUGGGAGGUGGGAUUGCAACGGAGAAGUUUUCAUGUAAGUUGUUUAAGAGUUGUAGCAAUUUGUUAGGAAAGUUAAUGAAACAUAAGUUUGGUUGGGUGUUUAAUAAACCAGUGGAUGUGAAGGGACUCGGGUUACAUGAUUAUUAUUCAAUUGUUAAGCAUCCUAUGGAUUUGGGUACGGUGAAGACUAGGUUGAACAAGAAUUGGUACAAGUCACCCAUGGAGUUUGCAGAGGAUGUAAGACUAACUUUCAGUAAUGCUAUGCUGUAUAACCCCAAAGGACAGGAUGUGUACUCUAUGGCUGAUACAUUGUCAGGUAUAUUUGCAGAAAACUGGGCAGCUAUAGAGUCUGAGUAUAAUCUUGGUAGGAGGUUUGAAAGGAGUUAUGAUUACAGUUUGCCAACUCCUACAUCAAGGAGAAUUCCUGCUCCUGCUCCAGUUCAAGCUCAUGCCUCUCCUAUUCCUGCUCCUGCUUCUGCUUCGGCACCUGCACCUGCACCUGCACCAGUACCAUUAGAAGCUAGGACUCUGGAAAGAUCAGAAUCCAUGACAAUUCCUGUUGAUCCCAAUUCAAGAGCUGUGGACUUGACUCCUACGGGUAGGAUGGCAGUACCACAGAAAUCCAAGGCAAAGGAUCCUGAUAAGAGGGAUAUGACGUUUGAGGAGAAGCAGAGACUCAGUGUAAACCUUCAGAACUUGCCUUCAGAAAAACUCGAUAGCAUUGUCCAGAUUAUUAAGAAGAGGAACCAAGCACUUUUUCAGGAAGAAGAUGAGAUUGAGGUGGAUAUUGACAGUGUUGAUCCUCAAACGCUUUGGGAACUUGAUAGAUUUGUGACCAACUAUAAGAAGAGUUGGAGCAAAAACAAGAAAAAAGCUGAAGUUGUUCUUCAAGCAAAUGCAGAAAAUGACCAUAAUAUUCAGGAGACUAAUCUGGAGCCACCUGCUGCAGAGGUACGAAAAGUGCCUGAAACAGCAGUGGAGAGGAUUGUUUCCACAUCACCUUCAAUUCAUGGAGAAAGGCUACAAACUAACGAGAGUAGAUCAAGUAGUUCAAGCAGUUCUAGCAGUGACUCUGGAUCCUCAUCAAGUGACUCUGACAAUGGUAGUUCAUCUGGAUAAUGUGAGCUGGUCACCUUGUUUUUUAAUGGACUUAACUGAGAUCAUCUUAAAGAUGGAGGCUAAUUGAAGAUCAAUUACCAAGUAGCAACCAACAACUUUUAAAAUGUGAUUCUGCUUAUCAUUUCAAGUGAACCAUCAAACUGCAUAACAAAGUCUCUUUUGAAUCUAACCUUUUAAUAGGGAUGAAUGACAUGCAACAUUCAAUUUUUUGUAUAACUCAAAGUUGUGCAAAGCUGGUUCUUUCAGUUUCAUCAUGCGAAUCUUGUUGUUUCAAAGGUAAUCUUCCUUUUGAGCCAAAUUGUAAUAUAAUGGAUUAACAUAGUUGUGGCAAGAAGGUUUUCUGUAGGUAUAAUCAUCCUCUAUACACUUUUUGCUGCUUAUCUCCUAUGUUUUCGUCGUUCCUUCUGUGCAUGCCUGCACCAUUAAACAGAAAUUGUUUAAGAGGAAAUUUCCUUUAAGUGAAGCAUCUGACAUGAAGCUUCAAGUUCUCUUAUUAUACAUGUUGCGUUAUAUGCCAAUGACAGGUUUAGCGUGAGGUAUAAGAAACAGAGUGAUUUGUCUG